Messenger RNA from Mercenaria mercenaria, 1886 nucleotides. RefSeq lists its product as uncharacterized. The record is from RefSeq and is a predicted model, not a curated record. The coding region runs from base 287 to 1240 and encodes 317 amino acids. NCBI's taxonomy places the organism in Eukaryota, Metazoa, Mollusca, Bivalvia, Venerida, Veneridae. The transcript has 4 exons.
UACCACCAGACUUCGAAGGUGUUAAUAUUAUUAUCAAUAUUUAUCAUCACAUGAGAUUACGAUCAAAUAUAGUGUUAUUAUAAAACUUGAAACGAUGACAUGAUAAUGGGUAGCAGGUGAUUGUCAUUUUCUCCAGGAUACCGCAUGCAGAAAUAUACAUUAAAGUUCGGAAUAUAUCGUGUAUGUUGGCAGAAGUAGUUGGACCGGGAGGAAUCGAUACGUAUUGGAUCUGUUUGAUUUUGAAGGAAUAUCGUAUUACUGAAUAAAUUUAUUGGAGAUACAAAGAAUGACGUCAAGCACGAACUGCUUGAAAUUAGGAAUAAUCAUAGUUACAGGAGUUGUCAUAUUAUUACUGUUGUUAUGGUCAAACAACGACAGUCGGCGUUUGGAACGGACCAGAUUACUUGUAAUUGACAGCAGAUCGUAUAAACACAUCCCUGAAAUCCAACUCGACAUGCUCAAAAAUUCAAAUGAAUCCAAACCCAUUGUUGAAUCACUGAAACGAAAAUAUGGCGAGCCGCACAUUUCCGGGAUACAAACAGUAAAUAGCGAGUUGACACCGGAAGAAAAAGAAAGAUUUCGAAUAUGCGUUGAGAACGGACCACGUGACCGUGAUCAAAAUGGCUCAAAAUUUUGGCCAAAUGAACAAAUAAGACGUACACAUCACACUUACCUUUCCAGAGAUGAUGCUGUAAUGAUGGAAGUAGGAGGUAACAAAGGAGACGAUGCCUCGGAGUUUGUGAGACUUUACAACCCUAGAUAUAUCAUACUGGAACCAUUGGAGGAAUAUGCAAAGAUACUGGCAGAGAAAUUUAAAAACAAUACAAGAGUAACUGUGGUGAAUCUUGGGCUUGGUGCGAAAAAUGAAAUCACGAUGGUGAAAAUAGAAGGAAACAACGCAUGCGCGACAAGCAAAUUUUCAUCUGUGCAAGGAGAAACACCGUUGUACGUCACAAAUUCGACUGAAUUCCUCCUCAAAAUCGGACUAGGUCUUUUUGACAUAGAUCUCUUAACAAUGAAUUGUGAAGGAUGUGAAUUCGAGGCACUUGAGACAAUAUUAUCGACAACUUUAGUGGAACAUUUAAGAAAUAUUCAGUUUGCAACUCACAGUACUAUUCCAGGGCUAAAAGAUCCCAUACAACGUUACUGUAGGAUUCAACAACUUCUGUUACGCACGCACAGACCAACGUACCAGUAUAAAUACAUCUGGGAAAACUGGAGGCGCCGUGAUCUUUCGUAGAGAUGCUGAAUUAUACGGGCUGGAACCUUACCUACAUUUGAAAGUUAUGGACUUAAACUGCACAAGGAUACAUAUAACAAGAUAAUGGUGUAUUUUUUCUACCAGUAUGAAAUGUAUUACAAGAGAUUAUCAGGAUAAAAUUUAAUGUACAAAAAUGUAUUUCUCUGUAGGUUUGAUUUGAACUUUUGAUAAAUCUGCUAAAACUACGCCGUCAAAGAAAAUAUACCACGUGUGAUUUGAAUGAUUUAGAUGACGAAUUUCACUUUGUUUUAAAAUGUCCAUAUUAAAGUAAUCUUAGACAGCAGUUUAUUCCAAGAUAUUAUGUAAGACAUCCGAGCGUUUUAUAUCUCUUAUAAACUCGGAUAGGAAAUCAGUAUGAAUAAAACUAGCUAAAUUUUGUAUCCAAGCAUUUGAGGUUAGAAGCCAGGUAAACAUAAAUUAAAGUUCGUUGUAUAAUGUCAAGGUACCGACUGUAGUUUAAAGUUGAUGUACAUUUGCCACGAUUUAUUGUGCGAUGUAAAUGAACGUUCUCGCACGUUUUGAAAAGUUUUGAUCGUAUUGACAUGUAUUACCAUUUCUUUGUGUUUGCAUGUUUGUAAAAUUGUAUUAUUUAUAAUGAUGAGCUAAUAAACUGUAUGUUCUGUUC